This is a messenger RNA of Clupea harengus (Atlantic herring), 1768 nucleotides long. RefSeq names its product translocon-associated protein subunit alpha-like. The record is from RefSeq and is a predicted model, not a curated record. NCBI's taxonomy places the organism in Eukaryota, Metazoa, Chordata, Actinopteri, Clupeiformes, Clupeidae. Gene Ontology annotation, cellular component: endoplasmic reticulum; endoplasmic reticulum membrane.
UUUUUUUAAUCCCACCUCUUAUACUCUUUCUCUCCUUUUCUUGUAGUUUUAGAGAGGAGACUGACACGCCAUAGAACAUCAGAAUGUUUCAAUUUGGGUCGAAGUUAUUACUUGUAUUUUUGCUGGCAUUCCCAUGUGGCCUACUGUCUGUUGGGCAUGUAUCCGCAGAGGAUGAGCUAGAAGAUGAAGUUAUUCCAGAUGCUGCAGUUGAAGAAGAGGAAGACGAGGAAGAGGAAGAUGAGGUGGUAGUGGAUGACCCUCAAGCUUCAGACACAGAGCAAAUGGAUGAACUAGAUGAAGACGCCCUCGCUACAGAUGUGACCUCUCAUGCUGACGCUGACACCACCAUCAUCUUUGUCACAGGAGAAGAGUUUCCUGCUGAUGAGAUUGUGAAGUUCCUCGUGGGUUUCACCAACAAGGGCACCACCGAUUUCACCAUGCAGUCUCUGGAAGCCUCCUUCCGUUACCCUCAGGACUUCCAGUUCCACAUCCAGAACUUCACAGCCUUGCCCCUGAGCAUCGUGGUGCCGCCUACGAAACAGGCCUCUUUCGAGUAUUCCUUCAUCCCUGCCCAGCCCAUGGCUGGCCGUCCAUUUGGCCUGGUCAUUUUGCUGAACUACCAGGACAGCGAGGGCAAUACUUUCCAGAGUGCCAUCUACAACCAGACUGUCACCAUCACCGAGCUGGAUGAGGGACUGGAUGGAGAGACAAUGUUCUUGUACAUAUUCCUUACUGGACUGAUUGCUCUUGUGGCCUUCGGAGUGUACCAGGUGUUGGAAACCCGCACGAGGAGGAGGCUAACAGUGAAGGUAGAGACAGGCACCGGUGGCAUGAGUGACGUCGACAUCAGCUGGAUUCCUCAGGAAACUUUGAACGUAAUGAACAAAGCCUCACCGAAGCCCUCUCCAAGGAAGCGCGCCAAGAGAACAGCUGGCACCACAGACCAGUAAACCGCUCGCAUGUGGCUCAUUGUCAUAUCCAUGUACAAGUGCUCAAGCCCCACAUGCUGUAAGCUCCAUCCACCCAGCGACCACACGGCUCUCAACGACGAGGCUGUCACGAUCAGACAAGACCUCAUUCAAUAUUACACCCCCCUCUUCCCAUACUCAGGACUCAUCCAUCUUAUCCAGAGCCCCCUGAUCAAAGAGACCGAGGCAUGGGACUCCUCAUGAGAACAGUCCAUAUCAACAGAUCAGAUUAAAAUUUAAACCGAUCACGGUGGGGACUGAUCCUUUUAAUCAGCAGACGGCCAAUGGCGCUGCAAGACUGAUAUGAGUUGAGACUGUGUGAUUCAAUCAGUAUGCUAAACCAAAGACAGAGGAGGUGUUAGAUCAUUUCCAAGUGAAAAGAAAAACUAUAACAGCACACUGCAAUUCUUGUGUUUUCUAGAGUGGGAGUUGAAUCAUUUUCAUUCUGAUACUAUGACCUAAGUCUAUGUCCUUUCCUACAACUGUUCUGUUGCUAUUUCUUGACUAGUAUAGUCUGGUAUAGUUUCAAAGUGUGUUCAGGUGAGAGGACUAAGGAUGACCUGAGCCAUUUCCCUUGAUCAUUUUGAUUGAUUCCACUGUGUCUCAUAAGUAACCCCAGUCUGGGUUUAUUUAAAUGGGUUAUAAUUUUGAAAUGUAUUGUGAGAAGAUAUUUGAGUUUUUUUGUAUCUCUGUGAUGCUGGUUAUCUCUUCCUCAUAACAUCUUCAAGCUGUAUUUUGCAUAAGAAUGUCUUGACAUAGGAAAUAAAUUCUCAAAACGUUUCACUUGUGCAUUUACAGAA